AUGGAAACUAAGGUAGAUGAAGAAAUCCAUGCAUGGUUGCAAGACCUGCCAAACGUGCGUCCGGAUGGGGAAGCAAAAUCUGACCAGUUUCGCGAACGGGGAAACGAGAUUUUUAAGAGCAAGCAGGAUGAUCACCUUGCCUUGGAGGCGUACAGCAAGGCGAUCUUUGCGGCCCCCGCCGGCUCGAAUGCUCUGGCCCUGGGUCAUGCUAACCGUGCAGUCAUCCUAAUUCGUUUCCACCGGUACCGAGAAGCGCUGGACGAUUGUCAACUGGCACUGGACGGAAACUAUCCUGAGACAGCGAAUAAGCUGAAAAUCUUCUUCCGCCAGGCAGAGUGUGCCGAAAAGUUGAACGACGCGCACACGAUAAGUUCAAUUGUUGAAGGGAUAUCAGCGAUUGCGGUUAAUAGAGAGCUGACGAAAUUGGAACGAGAAAAAUUACAAGAACUUCAGAAAUUGGCAGAACCGAAAGCCAGCAAUGUUUCGGAUCAGCACGCGACGCCGGUUGGGGACAAUUUGUCACUACCUUUGCUAAAGGAGAAGAGAAACACAUCGCAGGGCCGGUACGUCGUCACGAUGGAUCCAAUUGAAGAAAACAGCAUCAUUACAAGGGAAACCGCCGUAUCUUUUGUGCCCGUCUAUGAUCCUGAGAGCCGAUCUUCGUUACCUCCUUUCGACUGCCAGAAGUGUGCACGAGUCAACGUUAUUCCGUUUCCGUGUCCCGAGUGUGGCAGAGCGUGCUAUUGCAGUUCCGUGUGCCGAAAAGAACACAAAUCUUUGCACCGAUUCGAGUGUUACGGAUACCAGAAACAUCUAUGGUAUCUGAUUGGUAUUGCCCAUUUGGGAAUACGAAGCUUUCUUCACGGGUUUGGAAGCAUACAGUCUGUUGCUUUGAACGCGAGCAAUUCGAUGUCGUGCUAUCAACAACUGAUGAAACUAACAGAAUGCGAGGAAAACGAAUUCUACCAAUACGGUCGAGUGCUGCGUUUGGUUACUAAUUUUGACCGAAUGGAAAUGAGCGAUGUUUUACAGUAUGCACUGGCGGGGUAUUUACUCACCAUAUAUCUGCAGCAUUGUACGAGUUUUUUCAGUGAAUAUUCCUCAAAACAAUCCCAUGGCGAAUUGCCCACGCCAGAUUUGGUCAUAUUAUGUGGAGCGUUGAUUUAUCGUCACAUUGGCCAGUUGGUGUGCAAUGGACAUGCGAUAAGCGAGCUUCGUUUAACAUCCGCUUCCGCUCAACGCUGCAUGGCAGGAAAGGGUUUCGAAGUGGGGCUAGGCUUGUUACAUCGUUGCUUCACGAGCUCGCGCGUGUUCACGGCAAUAUUUCCUCGCAUCAGUAUGUUUAACCAUUCGUGCGAUCCCAACAUUAGAAACCAUUUCGAACGAUCGACGCUUACUGUUUACGCCACGCGUUCUGUUGCUGCCGAGGGUGAGAUUUUUAAUUGUUAUGGUCCAAACUAUAAACUAAUGCCCGUGCAUGAGCGAAAGAGCCUUCUGAAACAGCAGUAUUGCUUUGAUUGUCGUUGCACUCGAUGCAGUGAAAACGAGGAUAGUUUUAGCGACUGUUACAAUAUGAUCGAAUGCCCAGCGGAAGAUUGUGGCAAACGUUUUGCGAAGCAACUAACGGAACAAGACUUGUUCAACGAUUUCGAGUGCAUACAUUGUGGAAAGGAAAUCUCUUGCGAAUGGUAUCGAAUUAUCGUGGAACCGGUACCAAGCGAUGCAAAGUCAUUAUUGCGCCACAUCAAGGAAUGUUUGGAUGCUUAUGAAAACAGUAAACGGUUACUGGUUGGUUUUAACCAAUCCAGGGCUUCCUUAUUAGCUACGAUCCUCGAUCAUUACGUUCCAUACGCUGCUCAUAACAAAGUCUACUUACAUUCGCUUAAAAAGCUCGCAGUUGAGUAUGUAUCACUCAGGCAGCAUCAGUUCGGAGGCAUGAGCUUAGAAUACAUCGUUGGAUGCUUUUAUCUGAUGGAUUUGUUGGCCAUGGAGCAAGCGUGUGAAUUUGGCCAAGCAUCGAUUGAUAGCAACCCUGCUAUGCGCAAAAUAUUGGACGAUUUUUGCGCUGCGUUACGCAUGGUAGGCACCGAUUCUCGUUCAUUAAUUAUGAGGUAUUUAAGGUAUUAUGUUACAGCAAAAUGUUAG
This is a messenger RNA of Anopheles nili, 2145 nucleotides long. RefSeq names its product SET and MYND domain-containing protein 4-like. The record is from RefSeq and is a predicted model, not a curated record. The transcript has 7 exons. NCBI's taxonomy places the organism in Eukaryota, Metazoa, Arthropoda, Insecta, Diptera, Culicidae. Gene Ontology annotation, molecular function: protein binding. The coding region runs from base 1 to 2145 and encodes 714 amino acids.